Messenger RNA from Coregonus clupeaformis (lake whitefish), 2944 nucleotides. RefSeq names its product kalirin-like. The transcript has 15 exons. Gene Ontology annotation, cellular component: nucleus. Gene Ontology annotation, biological process: intracellular signal transduction; protein phosphorylation; positive regulation of apoptotic process. Bases 1 to 2421 code for a protein of 806 amino acids. The record is from RefSeq and is a predicted model, not a curated record. Gene Ontology annotation, molecular function: ATP binding; protein binding; protein serine/threonine kinase activity. Lineage: Eukaryota; Metazoa; Chordata; Actinopteri; Salmoniformes; Salmonidae.
AUGCAACCCUGGUCUCAGAUCCAGUACAAGGGUAAGCUACCCACUUCUGCAGCAGGAGCUUCUUUGUCACGGAGCGGGACACGGCGUGUUGUCCCCAGCCGGGUCUUCCUCUUUGAGCAGAUCGUCAUCUUCAGCGAGCUCCUCCGCAAGGGCUCGUCCACCCCAGGCUACCAGUUUAAGAAGAGCAUCAAGGUGAGCUACUUGGGCUUGGAGGAGCAAGUGGACAACGACCCGUGUAAGUUUGUGCUGUCGUGUCGAGGCUCGGCCGAGCGAUUCACCCUGCAGGCGGCCAACCUGGACAUCAAGCAGGUGUGGGUCCAACAUGUCAGCCAGGUCCUGGAUGCCCAGAGCAACUUCCUGUCUGCCCUGCAGUCUCCCAUUGAGUACCACAAAGAGAAGGGUGGUUCUCAAUCCCUCACCAGAAACCAGUCUGGCAGUCGGCCCCCCAGUUCCAACAGCAGGCCCCUCUCCUCCUCCUCUGUGGGGGCAGAGAAGCCCCCCACUGGCAACCGGAACUUCUUCUAUCUCUCCGCAGCUCCUGCUAUAUCACUGGGUGGUCCUUCCUCCAGUCUGUUCCCCUGUCAAUCCCCCUGCACCUCUGCCAUCAGUGUGUGUAAGCCUGGAUUUGACUGGUAUAUUUCUUGGCACAACAGGAAAUCUCUUUCAUGGAAUACCCUGCGCUCGAGAAAGCGAGCAGAGAAGGAUAUCAGUGGCAAGGGUGAUGCAAAGGUUGAGAAUGGACUCCGUAAGCCCAAGGAGAUUCUCAGCACCAAGGUCACUGUCAAAGAGUCAAACAGCUCAGAGGAGUCAGAUUGCGAUGAUGAACUCCCCAAAACUAGCAUGGAGAUAAUGAAUCCCAAUUUUAUACAAGAAGUGGCUCCAGAGUUCCUGAUCCCACUAGCUGAUGUAACGUGUGCUUUUGGGGAGACGGUGGUCCUAUGCUGCAAAGUGUGUGGACGUCCCAAACCCAACAUCACUCUGAAAGGACCCGAUCAGAACCCGGUUGUCAACAACAGCAGGUUCACUAUAAACAUUAGGGAUACGGGCGACAUUCUGCUGAAGAUCUGUAACCUGAUGCCCCAGGACACUGGCAUCUACACCUGUGUGGCCAUCAAUGACCAUGGCACUGCCUCCUCCUCCGCCUCCAUCAAAGUACAAGGUAUUCCAGCGGCACCUGCGAGGCCGGUGGCCCAGGAGGCCAGUAGCAAUGCAGUGAUUGUCCACUGGCUCCCCCCAGCCAGCUCAGCUAACUGUGCUGUGUCCAGCUACACAGUGGAGUACAGGCAGGAAGACUCCCUGGUGUGGCAGCAGUCGGUGGUCUCCACUGUAGAUGUGUGUGUGAAAAUUGAAGAUCUCAUUCCUGGGGGGCACUACCAGUUCCGGGUCAGUGCCAGUAACCCCUGGGGUAUCAGUCCGCCCAGCGAGCCCUCCAACAUGGUGACCCUGCCCAGCGGGAUUUCCACAUUUGAUGGAACUGGCAUUCAGUGGAAAGACAACUUUGAAUCGACUUUUACAGAAAUUUGUGAGAUCGGACGGGGCCGAUUCUCUGUAGUGAGAAAGUGUCUGAACAAGGCUAGUAAGAAGGAGGUGGCUGUGAAGUAUGUCACUAAGAAGAUGCAGAAGAAGGAGCAGGUGGCCCAUGAGGCGGACAUCUUAUGCCACGUCCAGCAUUCUCAGCUGGUGGCUCUGACUGACACCUAUGAGUCCCCCACCUCCCUUAUGCUGGUCUUCGAGCUGCUGGAGGGCGGGAGGCUGCUGGACUACCUGGUGGCCCAUGAUGAGCUGAUGGAGGAGAAGGUGGCCUUCUUUGUGAAGGACACCUUAGAGGCAUUGCAGCACCUCCACACCUGCAAAGUGGUACAUCUAGACCUAAAGCCUGAGAACCUCCUGGUGGAUCUCCACGUGCCUGUUCCCUGCAUUAAGCUCAUAGACUUUGGCGAUGCGGUCCAGGUGUCUGGCCACCGUUAUGUCCACCUGCUCCUGGGAAACCCAGAGUUUGCUGCUCCGGAGCUGAUCCAGGGCACCCCGGUGUCGCUGAGCACGGACGUGUGGAGCGCCGGCGUCCUGGCCUACGUCAUGCUGAGCGGCGUCUCGCCCUUCCUGGACGAGAGCCUGGAGGAAACGUGCGUCAACAUCUGCAAGCUGGACUUCUGCUUCCCCGAGGACUACUUCCAGGGAGUGAGCCAGGCGGCCCGGGACUUCAUCAACUCUACCCUGCAGCAGGACCCCCGGAAGAGGCCCAGUGCCACCACCUGUCUCCAGCACCCCUGGGUGGGCGCCCACAGUGGAGACUACUCCAAGAACCCACUGGACACUGGUCGCCUGGCCUCCUUCAUCGACAGACGGAGGCAGCUGCAUGACGUGCGCCCCGUCACCAACAUCAAGGGACUGGUGACUAGUAGCAUGGGACACACCCUAUGACUGUAACACACAGGUGGGAUGAAAACCAACUGUUAGCAGUACUACAGGACUCUGCCAUUGAAACAUGGCUCCCCAUGAAAACGUAACUCUGGACAGUGGAUAAUAACUUGUCAACAAACAUGUUAUGUGGAUAGCGUGUCUGUGUUCAAAAUGCCAGUAGACAAGACAUUGGCAUUUGAUUCAUUGAGAUGUUUCAGAGCUGUAGUAUGAAGCACUACUACUCUUGUUGUGUCCAUCUAUUGUAAAUGCCAACAUUUCUAAAUAUCAUCCUUGGAAAUUAUAACUAUCAGAUAAAGAUCUAUGAGAGGUAGUAUAACUGUUGAAUGUAAUUUAUUGUAGAACGGGGUUAACCCUUGAGUAAGUGCUAUUGUAUGUGAAGAAAUAUUCAGCAUUGGUCCCUUAGAGCAGUGGUUCCCAAACUGUGGGGUCGGCAAGGGGGGAUUUCUUUAGGAACUCAGUCCGGCUUUAAACUUACUCUUGAAAGUUGUAAUAGUAGAAUGCACAAGGUGCAAUUUCGAAAUUG